AUGGAAUCAGGAUCAGCAAUCAUAUCUUUUGUGUGGGUGUUGACCGCACUGUCCGGGGUCAUCGUCACUGCAAGGGCUAUCAUGAAGAUUUUACGGUUCAAAGGCNNACUCGCAAUUGUCUAUGGAUCGUCGACCACUCUGAUGUAUAGGGACAACCUCAGCCAACACGCCACUUUCCACUCUCCUGGUUUUGCGAAAUACCUCUACACCUGCCAUGCCAUUGGUUUCAUGGCACCACUGUUCAGUCGCAUCUCUUUCUGUCUCUACAUGCUACGGGUGCUCAGCACAACCUCGGCAUCCAGGAAACGCUGCAUCCACGCCUUCAUUGCACUCCAGCUCUUGGUCAAUGUACCCGUCUCGAUUUUUGUGUUCGCACAAUGCGGAUCCUUCAACUCGCUCUGGGAACACGGAUUGACAGAGCCCGCGGCAUCUUGUGUACGCCACGACGUUGUCAAAAUCCUAGCUCUGGUAGCUGUGGUCUUCAAUGCUCUGACCGAUGUCUUCUUGACAAUCUUGCCAGCAGUGGUGGUUUGGAGUAUCAAAGUCAUGACCGCCAGUGCACGCCUUGGCCUUGUUGCUACCCUGGGCUUGAGCUUCUUUGCAACGAUCGCGAGUGUCAUCAAGAUUUACUACGUCUACGCAUUGUACACGUUCACACCUACCAUACAGAUGUUCAGACACUUGAUCAUCGUUAUGGGAGUGGAGAUCAAUGUUGUCAUCAUCGCCGCCAGUAUUCCAGUAUUGGCGCCAUUGUUCUUACAGAAGAGUGGACAAAGCAGGAAGCACAUGUACAAGGAACCUGAGUUGCCGACCUACAAUAUCAGCGCGGAGGAUUCAGGUGUCUCGCUGCAAUCGUCAAGCAAAACAUUCGAAAGUUCGGUGAAGAGCAAGAAUGUUUCGGUCGUCACGAGUACCAUGGACACUUGUGUAGAGAACAGGAGCGGCUAUACGGCACCGCAAACACCUUGGGAUGAACUGCCAGAGUUCGUGUUUCUGAGCGAUAACAAGUAA
Molecule: messenger RNA, 1011 nt
Organism: Aureobasidium musti
Lineage: Eukaryota; Fungi; Ascomycota; Dothideomycetes; Dothideales; Saccotheciaceae
Source: the annotation of a GenBank genome assembly